Molecule: messenger RNA, 2721 nt
Organism: Frankliniella occidentalis (western flower thrips)
Lineage: Eukaryota; Metazoa; Arthropoda; Insecta; Thysanoptera; Thripidae
Product: prostatic acid phosphatase
Exons: 8
Coding region: 263-1552 (429 amino acids)
Biological process (GO): dephosphorylation
Molecular function (GO): phosphatase activity
Source: RefSeq, a predicted model, not a curated record
GUCGUCGUCGCCGAUCGCUUCGUUCGUUUAGUGGUGACAGUCAACCAGCUGUUUACUGUUUUCCAUGAAAGGAGAUUGUUUACCCAUAGUUUAUCUCCUCCUGGGCUUUCUCUCGGUACCCCUGGAGUAGCUAGCAUAUUUUGCGACAGUGGUAUUUCCUCGUCUUUGUCAGAUGCGGUGAACUGUUUCCGACAUUCAGUCUGGUCUGGACCUCUUUGGGUACGAGCCGAAGGUUAAGGACCAACGCAGGGACGGCUUGAAAAUGGAACUACAAUUUUUGGGAGGUCGGCGUGUUUUGUGGACACGUUCUAUAUUGCUUGUUUUGUGCUGGGGUUUCUCCAGUGCUUUAUCAGUAAAUGAUGAAAGUGAGCUGGUAAUGGUCAAUGUGCUCUUCCGCCACGGAGAUAGAACUCCAGUAAAUCCUUACCCCUUAGAUCCUUAUCGUAAUGCAAGCUACUGGACUACAGGAUGGGGCCAACUUACGACAGUGGGAAUGCAACAACAUUACGAACUAGGACUGUGGUUGAGACAGCGGUAUAUUUCACUGCUGAAGAAUGAUUAUUCUAAAGCUGAUUUGUAUGUCCAGAGUACUGAUGUUGAUCGUACUUUAAUGAGUGCAGAAAGUAAUUUAGCUGGACUCUUUCCUCCAAGGGGUUCUCGCAUGUUUGAGCCAGGUCUCAAAUGGCAACCCAUUCCAAUUCAUACCAUUCCGGAACAUCUAGAUCAUCUUUUAGCCAUGAAAAAAUCCUGCCCACGCUAUGAUGCUGAAUUUAACAAAGCAAGAAAUCUGCCUGAGAUCCGGGCUUUGGAGAAAGAACAUCAGGCUCUCUUCAAAUACCUUUCCAUUCAUACUGGUUCUGAUGUCAAGACCAUUGAAAAUGCAGAAUAUAUACAUAGCACUUUGUUCAUAGAGAGUUUGAAAAACCUGACACUACCAGAAUGGACAAAACCUGUGUACCCUGAACCACUGAGAACAUUGGCGCAGUGGAGUUUUGCUCUUCCAGCCUAUACUACUGAGUUACAACGACUAAAAGGAGGCCCCUUAGUAAAAGAGUGGAUUGAACAUUUCCAAAAGAAGAAGAGCGGUGUUCUUGAGCCAAAUCGCAAAAUGUACAUAUAUUCAGCUCAUGACACAACUAUUGCAAAUAUUCUCAGUACCCUUGGGGUAUUUCAGCGUCAUUGUCCCCCAUAUGCAUCUACAGUGCUAGCUGAGCUGCGCAAAAUCAAAGACAACUAUUAUGUGGCAAUUUUCUACAAAAAUUCAUCCGCGGCCCGGCCCUUGACGUUGAAUGGAUGCUCAGAACUGUGUGAACUGGACAAAUUUAUUAGUUUGUUAAAGCCUGUAAUUUCUGAGAAUUGGGAAAAAGAAUGCCACUACAAUUUGAUGUUUUCAUCUGAGGACUUUAAUGAUCUCUCCAUUUCCGCUUUGGCUACAUCAGGGGUUUUGUCCUUGAUUCUCGUAGCAGUUUUAGUGAUUGGAUUUGUUAAACAGAGACGUCAAGUAAAUAAUCAAUUUCGCUAUCAAACAGUCAGUACUAGAGCUGAUGCCUGAAUUCCAUCUCUCUCAAAUUAUGACGAGAAUUCACUAGUUUUUCACACUAGUUUUUCAAGUGGUUUGCUAACUUUUUUCUUGAAUUGCUAAUCUUUAUCUUUUUAUCUGUCUACCUUUAAGUUUUAAAGUUGAGGGAUAUAUAUAGCAUGUGAAAGCAAACCCCUUUCAAAAAAAAAUGUCACAAUUUGAUUUUAACUUUUUUUUUAAGUAACCUUGUGAGUCAUACCUGCGUACAGGAGGAUGUUACUUAUCUAAGUCUAUGACAUUAUGUGCAAUACUGACACUCAUUUUUUUUAAAUGAACAUACGUUCCUAAUUUCAAGGUUUUCCUUUUUACAAUUUUUGCCACCUCUUUGUGAUGAGAUUGUUUAUAGUCAUAUUACUUGAUCUCACUUUCUGUUAGGCUAUAGUAUUCAUUGGAAUUUGAAUUAAUUUCACUGUAUAAAACUGUAUAGUAAUAGGAGGUUGAAAAUUUUGUAGGAAAGGGUUUUGUGUGAAUGUUAUUACAUAAUUUAUCGAGGAUUUAUUCACCUGUGACGCAUCAUUGGUUUCCCUUUUUGUGCUGUUGGUAAACGUAUCACAACAGAAACAAGUGUUUCCUGAACUUAAAAGUUAAGCGAUCCUAAUAUUGUUGCAGUAAAGUUAGUCGGUCUGAACUGUGUGUCUACCUUUUGUUUUUGUCUUGUGGUAAAUUUUAAGAUUCCCCUGAAAAGUUAUGCUAAAUUGAACUUUUUGAGCUGGAAGUAGAAUGUGCUUUUAGGAAAUUACCAGUAGCUAAAAUUAUGGUUUUACUUUUUAAAAAUAUUCUUUUGGAUUAUUAUUAUCAUUACUUUUGAGAUGAAGACUGAUGGCCUAGCAGUUUUGCUAUGUCUAUGUUAACAUAAAGGACUUAAAAUAAACUCUCAUCAGUGGAGCAUUUUAUAUUACUGGUAUUCAAAACCUGAGGCUGUGACUUGUUUUUUGUUCCUUUGUGGAUUAUGUUUCUGUGCCAUUGCUUUUAUUUUUUUUUCCUUUGCUUUUUGAGGGAGGAAGUGCUCAGUUUUCUGCAAAAUUGUUUAUUUACCUCAAGCUUGUGGUGCAUUGCAUUGAACACUUUUUCAAUCAACUUGUGUUCAUGAUUUCUUUGUUGCUUUUACUUGGGAAGUAAAGAAUAAUUUUAAAAUAAUAGUA